Molecule: messenger RNA, 1229 nt
Organism: Stylophora pistillata
Lineage: Eukaryota; Metazoa; Cnidaria; Anthozoa; Scleractinia; Pocilloporidae
Source: RefSeq, a predicted model, not a curated record
UGGCAUCAACAACAGCCUCAUCUAAAAACGAAACGAUAUCACCACCGUUCAGCAUCAUGAAAUACCAGUAUCCACCUGUUUUCAAAGAUUUUCUCAUCCACUUUGUCCAAUCUCUGAACAGUUCAAAUCGAGCAGCAUUCGCGUUUUAUUGCCAGGGUCUCAUUCCGGGCUCCAUGUUAGAUGGCAAUAUGGCUACUGAUGCUGAGUUGUUUGCAUUAAUCAAGUUUCUUCUGAGUUCUAAUGAAUUGUCUUUCACCAACAUGUCACUGCUUAAAGAAUUCCUCUCAAGUAUUGGUCGUCAUGAUUUGCUGCAGGAGCUCAGAAAAGUAAAAUUGCGAAUCUCAGUUGGUCUCAUUUUAGAAGAUUAUUUGAAGUUCAGAUCCGUUGAUGGCUUCCCCCAGAACACUGCAUUGAAACCUGCUGAAAAUCACGCCGACAUCGUGAAUCUACUACUUUCUACUGGAGCAGAAAAUCGCGACCAGAUAACACAAGUCCUUCGACAGUUUAAGUCACUUUGUUCAAAUCGAAACUUUCUGAAGAAAUUUACAAAUGUCGCUCUUCUUGAUUCCCAACUAUCGUGGCCGAUGGUUACCUCAUCUUUGGUGAUAAUUGGUGAGCUGUAUGCUUUCUUCACUCUCCAUUCAAGAAGUUUCGAGGAAGGUUCUUAUGUGUACUGGUUCUCCAAGACCAAGGCAAGCGAGUUGCUGUCAGAUUGGAUUUUUGAAAACGGGGGUUUAAAAGUGUAUAGAGAGUUCAUCGAAGAAAAACAAGUAGCAACCAUCAGUGGAUUGGUGCCAUCUUCCCUCAGAGAAUCUUUGAAAGAAAAUGUUUAUCUGCUUGGAAUUCGCAUGAGUGUACCAUCAAGAAAUUAAGUUGAUAAUGUUGCUGACUUCUUUAACAUGUUAAAAAACAUUUUGUAACUGGCGAUAUGACUAUAGGAGACUCCCCUCUUAUGGACUGCCACCUUGCCGUGGUAGAGGGGCUUGUGCGUUUCAAUGAUCCUUAGAACUCAGCCGGCGGAGGCAUGUGAGCCUCUGGUAGGUACAACCAAGCCGGACAGAUCUAAGGGGAGAAACCAGACCAAAAGGCAGUCAAAAUUCUCACUCUAUGUCAAGUUAUAUCUUUUAAAAACAACGUCCUUUUUUUCAUCGAAAAAAAAAAUAAAAAAGAUGUAAAGUCUGCAAAAAUGUGAGAUAAUCCUACAAACGUGAAAAUAUGUGAAAAUUAAA